AUGGAUCGUAGUUGGAUGAGAGCUAAUCGAUUAAGUGAUGAGUUUGAUAAUGGAGUGGUUGAAUUUCUAGAAUUUGCUGAAAAGAAUCUUCCGAACAAUAAGGGAGUUUUUCCAUGUCCUUGUGUUUCUUGUGGGAACCGGGACCCAAAACUUACUAAGGAUGAAAUAAGGGACCAUCUAGCUUGGAGAGGGAUUUGCCAAAAUUAUACACAAUGGAUAUGGCAUGGUGAAGUAGUAAUGCCAAGUGUAUCACAAAGAGAGAAAGUAUGUGUAGAUAUGGAUGAUCGGCUGAAAGACAUGAUACAUGAUAUUGGAGAAGAAUCAUUUAAGAGAGCGCAUGUGUAUGAUACUUUAUGUAAAGACAAGGAAGAACCUUUGUACCCGGGAUGCACAAACUUUACACGGUUGUCAGCUGUGUUAAGAUUGUUUAAUUUGAAGGCGAAAAAUGGAUGGAGUGAUAAAAGUUUCACUGAUUUGCUUGGAUUGUUGAAAGAAAUGCUUCCAGAAGGUAACACAAUGCCGAAUCGUCAUUAUGAAGCCAAGAAAGUAUUGUGUCCGAUGGGGAUGGAGUAUGAAAAAAUACAUGCAUGCCCUAAUGAUUGCAUCUUAUACAGAAAAGAGUUUGAAAACUAUGAUCAUUGUCCGAAGUGCAAGGCGUCACGCUACAAAAAGAAAGAUGGUGAUUCCAGUGAUGAUGUGAGCACAAAGGGUCCUCCUGCAAAAGUGUUAUGGUACCUACCAAUAAUUUCAAGGUUCAAGAGAUUGUUCUCUAAUGCAAAUGACGCAAAGAACCUUAGAUGGCAUGCAGAAGAGAGAAAUGAAGAUGGAAAAAUUCGCCAUGUAGCUGAUUCUUUGCAAUGGAAGAAAAUUGAUUUGAAGUUUCAAAGUUUUGGCAAAGAGUCGAGAAACCUUAGACUUGGACUUGCUACCGAUGGAAUGAAUCCGUAUGGUAGUCUAAGUUGUAACCAUAGUUCAUGGCCUGUUCUCUUGAUAAUUUACAACCUAUCUCCUUUGCUGUGCAUGAAGCGUAAAUAUAUGAUGUUAUCUAUGAUGAUUCCGGGCCCAAAACAACCAGGAAACGAUAAUACAACAAUGGAUUUGGGUUUGGGUUGCGUGGUGGAUAUUUGUGGGGAUCAAACCUCGGAUAUUCUUUAUUUGUUUCUUGCAAUCAGACUGAGCUGA
Molecule: messenger RNA, 1182 nt
Organism: Lotus japonicus
Lineage: Eukaryota; Viridiplantae; Streptophyta; Magnoliopsida; Fabales; Fabaceae
Exons: 1
Coding region: 1-1182 (393 amino acids)
Source: RefSeq, a predicted model, not a curated record